UAGGAGGUCGCCGUACAGUCAAUCAAUUUAAUUGAUUAAUUUAUAUCCAGGUGUCAACAAUCCACAUUGAAAUAGUCAGAACCAACACAUGAAAGAGCAGAACUCACCACGAUACAUUUAUCAUAAAAAAUUCGAGUAAUUUUUUAUUUUUAUUUGUGCUUUUGCAUUUGUUAAGUUGAUUUAUUAGAUUUCAUCUCCUAUUAAUUGAUAUAUAAAAAGGAAAAUCAUGAGUGAAUCAAGUAAGGAUACCAAUAAAGAUCAUCAGCCACCACCGCCGGAGUACGGUACUUUCUAUCCUCCACCGCCGGUGGUCACUGGAUUUCCUCAGCCUGUACCACCUCCCGGUUUUUCCGGCCAACCUCCGGUCGACUCUUAUGUUCAUGGCUAUCAGUCUGUUCCAGGCUAUGCUGUUGCUGAAGGAAGACCUUUGAGAGAACAUCGUCUUCCUUGCUGUGGAAUUGGUAUUGGAUGGUUCUUGUUCAUCAUCGGUUUCUUCUUUGCUGCAAUCCCAUGGUAUAUCGGAGCAUUCAUUCUACUAUGUGCUCAAUAUGACGAACGUGAGAAACCUGGAUAUGUUGCAUGCGUAAUUGCUGCUAUUCUUGGAACACUUGCUGUGGUAUUUGGUGUUACAAAUGCUUGAUUGACAGUUCACCAAGUAUUUGAAGUCAGUUGUACAGAACUGAGAAGUCGACUGAUGCAUAUAUAUGAAAUCAAUCAAGUGGAAGGUAUCUUUUGUUCUAUUUAUUUGAAUGGUUGUAUAAUGGUGUAAAUCUGUAAGGUCUAUCCUGUGUCAAGACAUAUUCUAGUUAAUUUUAUUUGUCUAUAUAUAAACACCGGUCUUAUACACAUAUAAAUGUAUUCAAAGUAGUUCCCAUCGUGAUUUGUAAGUUUGUCAAGAGACACCUUUUUGAAAGCAUUGUUGGGUUUGAGUGAUUAGCAUUAUGAGUGCAAAAUGGUGAACACAUCAUUUAAUAGAAUGUGAAGUAUUUGUAUUUGCAUAUGCAUAGAUUAUAUAUUAUCGUUGGUUAUUGUGGGUUCA
Molecule: messenger RNA, 1039 nt
Organism: Erigeron canadensis
Lineage: Eukaryota; Viridiplantae; Streptophyta; Magnoliopsida; Asterales; Asteraceae
Product: 60S ribosomal protein L18a-like protein
Exons: 4
Coding region: 227-640 (137 amino acids)
Source: RefSeq, a predicted model, not a curated record